Messenger RNA from Emiliania huxleyi CCMP1516, 2880 nucleotides. RefSeq lists its product as hypothetical. Gene Ontology annotation, biological process: protein folding in endoplasmic reticulum. The transcript has 3 exons. Gene Ontology annotation, cellular component: EMC complex. Gene Ontology annotation, molecular function: protein binding. The coding region runs from base 1 to 2880 and encodes 959 amino acids. Lineage: Eukaryota; Haptophyta; Isochrysidales; Noelaerhabdaceae. The record is from RefSeq and is a predicted model, not a curated record.
AUGUCCGGCGUCGCCUUUGCCCUCCUCGCCCUCGCCCCGCCCGCCCUCUUCGAGGACCAGGCGGGCAAGUUCGACUGGGCGCGCGAGAACGUCGGCUCCGUCGGCGCCGCCGUCUUCCGCUCCGUCGGCUCCCAGCGGCUCGCCGUCGUCGCGAGCGAGGCCGCGGUCGCCGGGAUCGACCUGCGGACGGGCGGCACCGCGUGGCGGCGCGUGCUUCCCGAGGGCGAGUCGGUGGGCGGCCUGCUUGCGCUCGGCUCCUCGGGCGUGCUCUCCACGGGCGUCGCCCACCGCGACGGCCGCGCCCACGGCUCGGUGCGGCUCUUUUCCGACUCGGGCGCGCUCCUCUGGGACGCCGUGCUCGACGCGGUGGGGGACGCGGCAGCGCCGCCCGUGACGGCGGCGACCGACGUCGCCAUCUACGCCGCGUCGGCCACCUCCGUCCUCGCCCUGCACGCCGCCACCGGCAAGGAGCUCUGGCGGUGGACCGCGCCCGCCGACAAGGCGGGCCUGCGCGUGGCGGCGCUCGUGCCACAGGGCGGAGAGGUGCGCGCGUACGGCGUGCUGGACGGGCGGCUCGCCGUCGCGACGCUCGGCGCCUCGGACGGGGCCCCCGCCUCCAAGGGCGUCGAGCUGAUCAAGGGGGAGGCGCUGCUCGGAGGCGCGCCCCUCGUCGCCGUGCCCGACGGCAGCCGGCUGGUCAGCCUCUCGGCCGACAAGGCCAAGCUGGUCGUGCACGCGGUCGGGUCGGGCAAGGCGGAGGCGCACCCGCUCGCCGCGCUCCUGCCGGCGGGCGCGGCGGCGGAGGCGCUCUCGCCCACCCCGCUCCCGGGCGGCGCCCUCCUCUCCCUCGCCGGCGGCGGAUCCGCCGUCGUCGCGCUCGGCAAGGGCAGCGCGCCGGCCCGGCUGGCCAAGCACGUCGCGCCGGCCGCGGCGGGCGGGGCGCAGGCGCUCGCGGCGGCGGAGUGGAAGGAGGGGGGCGCGCUCCUCGCCCUCGCGCGCGCCGAGGCCGGCGCCCUCACCCUGCAGACGUGCGAGCUCGCCGCCGACAGCGCGGCGUGCGAGUGGUCGGCGGCAGAGCCGCUUGGCGAGGCGGACGGCGAGCUCGGCGCGGGCUUCGCGGCGUGGGUGGGGCCGUACGCGCGCAAGGACGGGAGCACCGGCGCGCGGCUGCUCGUCCGCUCCGCCGGCGACGCGCUCGCCCUCCACGUGCGCGCCGCCGCCGCGGCCGCCGAGGGCGGCAAGGGCGAGGGCGGCCGGCUGUGGGUGCGCGAGGAGGCGCUGGCUUCGGUGAGCGGCGCGGAGCUGCUCCCGCUGCCGGCGAUCGCCAUCGACCGGGGCGCGGCGGAGCAGCGGCCCUUCUUCGGCUUCGCGCUCCCCGCCGUCGCGGACGGCAUCAAGAGCCGCCUCGAGGCGCUCCAGCGCUCGGCGGCCGAGGCGGAGGCCGAGGCGAAGCGGCUGCUGCUGCUCGGCGACGCGUACGGCUCGCGGCAGGUGGUCGUGGCGGCGACGGCGGCGUCCAAGCUCUUCGGGCUGCACUCCUCCACCGGGGCGGUCCUCUGGUCGCGCCACGUGCCCCCCCUCGCGCCUGGCGCCCCGCCGCCGCUGCUGCGCGGCCCCUUUGUCUCCGGCUCGGGCGCCACCGCGCUGGUGCACGUCGUCGCGACCGACGGCGGCCGGUGGGCGGUGCUGACGGUGGGCCCGUUCGACGGGUCCCUCGUCGGCGAGCGGCGCGAGGAGGGCGAGCUGGUCCACGCGGCGCAGCUGCCCGGCUCUGCCGCAGGCACACUCCUCCUCGUCGACGCGUCGCUCGGCGCGACGACGCACCCCGCCACGCCGGCGGCCGGGGCGGAGCUGGCGAGUCGCCUCUCCACAACCUUCUUCCACCUCGUCUCGCCGAGCCAGGUGCAGGGCUUCGGCCUCGUCGCCGCGGCCGGCGGCGGCGUCCGCGCGAGCGCGCGCUGGUCCGUCGCGCUGCCGCCGGCCGCCAGCUCACGCACCGCCUACUUUUCGCACCGCGCGGCGGUGCACUCGGCGGUGCGCACCAAGGGCGACCGCUCGGUGCUGCACAAGUACAUCAACCGGAACGUGCUCGCGGUCGGGUCGGAGGUGAAGCCGGCGGGCGGCGAGGCGCCCUACGUGCAGCUCCUCCUCCUCGACUCCGUCUCUGGCCGCCGCCUCCACUCGGCCCGCCACUCGAACUGCGCCGGCCCGCUCUCGCUGCUGCUCGGCGAGAACACCCUCCUCUACUCGUACCGUGCCGAGGGGCGGGACGGGCCGCAGACGACGCUGACGGCGGCGGAGCUGUACGUCAACUCGUCCGUCGCGAGCGGCGUCCUCUCCCUCCUUGCGAUGGGCCCGCUCGACCCCUCCCUGCGCAAGAACCAGUUCGACGCGUUUGCCGCGCCGCCGCCGCUCGUCCUCUCGCAGUCGUACGCGUUCCCGACCUCGAUCGCGGCGAUGGGGCUCACCCUCACCCAGAAGGGGAUCACGCCCAAGCAGAUGUCGGCCGCCGACAAGGAGGAGGGGCUCGUGCCCUACUCGCCCUCGCUCGGCGGCAUCAACGCGCUGCAGGUCGUCUCGCACCGGCACACGGUCGCUCGGCCGCGCGCCAUCGUCGCCGCGCCGACCGUCCUCGAGUCGACGAGCCUCGUCUUCAGCUACGGGCUCGACCUCUUCCUCACGCGCGCCGCGCCGGCGCGCACGUUUGACCAGCCGCCGCCGCGCGUGACCCGCCGCCCUCCGCCCUUUCCGCCCCCGCGGCAGCUCAAUGAGGACUUCAACAAGCUCGGGCUGCUCGGCGCCUGCCUCGGCAUGCUCGUCGCUACCGUCGCCACCAGCAUGUACUCUGCCCGCAGGGACCUCAACGCAGCGUGGGCGUGA